GCGGAGUCUCCGGCGAUCCCGACUACCACGACGCGCUGUCCAAGUCGCUUCUCUUCUUCCAGGGCCAGCGGUCCGGUAAGCUCCCACCGGACCAGUCCUUGACUUGGCGAGCAAACUCCGGCCUCACCGACGGCUACGCAGAAAACGUGGACUUGACAGGGGGCUACUAUGACGCCGGAGACAACGUCAAGUUUGGCCUCCCCAUGGCCUUCACCACCACCAUGCUUGCAUGGAGCGUGCUGGAAUUUGGGAGGUGGAUGCCCAAGGAACUAAAUCAUGCUCGAGAAGCAGUCCGCUGGGGCACCGACUACCUCCUCAAGGCCUCCGCCCCCCUUCCUUCCGCUCUCUACGUUCAAGUCGGUGACCCAAAAGCCGACCAUGACUGCUGGGAGCGGCCGGAGGACAUGAGCACCCCGCGGUCGGUGUUCAAGGUGACUCCUUCCACCCCUGGCUCCGAAGUUGCAGCCGAGACAGCAGCGGCGCUAGCGGCCGCCUCCCUCGUCUUCAAGCACGUCGACGUGGGGUACUCGAAGAAGCUGCUACAGACUGCGAAGAAGGCCUUCGCGUUCGCUGAUCAGUACCGAGGAAACUACAGCGACUCCCUCUCGUCCGUCGUCUGCCCCUUCUACUGCUCCUACUCUGGGUUUCAAGAUGAGCUUCUCUGGGGAGCUGCAUGGCUGUACAAGGCCACCCGCAACUCUUCCUACCUGAGAUUCGCUCAGUCUCUCGGCAUCAACUACAAUUCAGAGACGUUCAGCUGGGACAGCAAGAUUCCUGGUGCAGCAGUGCUUCUUGCUCGAGAAUCCGUGGUGGACGAGAACGAAGCAGCGUCGGGGUUCCGCGAGCAAGCAGAGAGGCUCGUGUGCAAUGUGCUACCGAAAUCCCCAUCGGUGAUUGUCAACUACACACCGGGCGGGCUUCUGUACAUGUUGAACGGAAGCAACAUGCAGUACGUGACAUCCACCACCUUCCUGCUUUCCACCUACGCCAAGUACCUCAAGACCUCCAGCCAAACCAUGAAGUGUGGGGAUGCGGUCGUCACCUCUUUGAGACUAAGGAAACUGGUGAAGAGACAGGUGGAUUACAUCUUGGGAGAUAACCCGAGCAGGAUGUCGUACAUGGUCGGGUACGGCGACGAGUUCCCGCAGCGCAUCCACCACCGCGGCUCAUCGAUCCCCAGUUUCCGGUUGAACGCAGAAGCCAUCGGCUGCGACGAGGGCUUCCAGUUCUACUACGAUGAUAAACCUAACCCUAACGAACUGACGGGCGCCGUGGUCGGAGGGCCAGACGAGAACGACAAGUUCGCCGACAACCGGGAAGACUAUUCGCAGUCGGAGCCGACGACCUACAUCAAUGCUCCGCUGGUGGGAACCUUGUCCUACUUGGCUGCGAGGUUUCGACCCUGAGAGGGGUGCUUACCUUUGGUCCAUCACGUAGGAGACAAAUCACAUCACAUAUAAAACUUGUUGAGCAAGGAAGCGAUAGA
Molecule: messenger RNA, 1486 nt
Organism: Musa acuminata subsp. malaccensis (wild Malaysian banana)
Lineage: Eukaryota; Viridiplantae; Streptophyta; Magnoliopsida; Zingiberales; Musaceae
Product: endoglucanase 3-like
Biological process (GO): carbohydrate metabolic process
Molecular function (GO): hydrolase activity, hydrolyzing O-glycosyl compounds
Source: RefSeq, a predicted model, not a curated record